AUGACCUCUCAAAGGACCAUGGGGCCCACGCUGCGCUGCUACCACCUGCCGUCGGGGCGGCUGCUGGCAGCCGUUGAUGUGUUUGACGGCGUGCGCAUCCACGGGAUCGUGCAACGUGGCAGCAGGGGAGUGGGCGGCGCUGUAUGGACCCGCGAGGGCGGGGACAAGGGGAGGGGGGAAGCAGCAGCGGCGGUGGUGGUGGUGCAUGGGGAGAGGCGGGUGAAAAUGGUGGUGCUGACGGUGCAGCAAGCAGCACAGGGGGCGGCGACUGUGAGGGUGCGGCAGCAGCAGCAGGGCGUGGGGGAGCGGAGAGGCGAGGAGGAGCAGGGGGGUGUGGGGCAGGGAGCGGGUGGGGGGGUGGAGCAGGGAGGCGAGGGGCAGGAAAGUGGGGGAGUGCGGAUGGCGGUGGGUGCAUGUGUGGCGUGCAGGGACCACUGGGUGUGUGAUGCCGCCCUGCUGCCCUGCCCUGUGCACGCCCAUGCCAUGCAGGUGACAGUCCACCCGGACACGUAUGACUCCUGGAGGUUAUUGCUUGCCCCCACCUGCCAUGCUGCUUGUCAUCGUUCUUCAUUCCUUUGCCUCAUCUAA
This is a messenger RNA of Closterium sp. Yama58-4, 588 nucleotides long. Lineage: Eukaryota; Viridiplantae; Streptophyta; Zygnematophyceae; Desmidiales; Closteriaceae. The record is from the annotation of a GenBank genome assembly.